CGUCUUAUCAUAACUCUUCACUCUUAGCUUGAAUUCUAACUUUUGGGUGCAGGUGGGAAGAGAGAGAGAUAGACAAGUAAUCAUUUUCUCAAAGUCUUGAUCUCGUUUGUUUAAUUGUUUCUUUGGUUUAGCCAGAGAGAGUUCAAAGAAAAGGAUGGAAACAAUGCAAGUCUUUCACAUGAACAAAGGAAAUGGUGAAACUAGCUAUGCAAAGAACUCAACUGUCCAGAGCAAAAUUAUAUCCGUUGCAAAAUCAGUUAUGGAUGAAGCAAUCUUGGAAAUGCUAUGCACUCGAAAGAUGCCUCAAAGUAUAGGCAUAGCAGACUUGGGUUGCUCAUCAGGACCCAAUGCCUUGCGAGUAAUAUCUGAAACACUUGAUGUUAUCUACACAAGAUAUCAAGAUCUGGGCCGUGCAAUACCUGAGUUUAGGGUUUUUCUGAACGAUCUUCCCUGCAAUGACUUCAACUGUAUAUUUGGGUUACUGCCUGAACUCUACAACAAAUUGAAGGAAGAAAAAGGUGCAGGAUUUGGGUCAUGUUUUAUCUCAGGGACGCCAGGUUCUUUCUAUGGCAGAUUGUUUCCUAGCAAGAGUCUCCACUGUGUUCACUCUUCUUCCAGUCUUCACUGGCUUUCACAGGUUCCAACUGGUUUAGAAAGAUACGUAAGCAACCCCGUGAACAAGGGAAAGAUAUACAUUUCAAAGAGCAGUCCAAGUUUUGUACUGGAAGCAUACUCGAAGCAGUACCAGAAGGAUUUUUCAAUGUUUCUAAAAUCACGUUCUGAGGAAUUAGUUCCUGGUGGCUGCAUGGUUUUGUCAUUCAUGGGCAGGAGAUCUUCUGAUCCCACUACUGAAGAAAGUUGCUAUCACUGGGAGCUGUUAGCAAAAGCACUAAUGAGCAUGGUUUCAGAGGGAAAGAUUAAAGAGGAAAAGGUUGAUUCUUUUAAUGCCCCUUACUAUGCACCCUGCGCAGAAGAAAUGAAGUUAGAGGUACAAAAAGAAGGGUCUUUCAUAAUUGAUCGCCUUGAAGCCUUUGAAAUUGAUUGGGAUGGAGGAUCUAAUGAUGGGCAUGUGACAACCGCUGCACUAACUCGUGGUCAAAGGGUAUCCAAGACAAUUAGAGCAGUGGUGGAGUCGAUGCUGGAAACUCAUUUUGGUAGUCACAUAAUGGACGAAUUAUUUAAGAGGUUUGGCGAGCUGGUGGAUGAUUACUUGUCCAAGAAUAGAACCAAGUACGUUAACUUGGUAAUUUCUUUGUUAAGGAAGGAGCAGUAAUCAUGGCUUGGCGGCUAAAAGGCCACCCGAUUCAUGAACCUGGUUAAUUUUUUGUGGGUUCUGUCUUACUAAUAUGUAGUAGUAUUACACUACAUGUAAUAAAAUGAAGAUGCUGCUCUGAUUUAAUCUUAAUAAAGCUUUUACGAUCAGUUAGGAAA
Molecule: messenger RNA, 1431 nt
Organism: Ricinus communis (castor bean)
Lineage: Eukaryota; Viridiplantae; Streptophyta; Magnoliopsida; Malpighiales; Euphorbiaceae
Product: probable jasmonic acid carboxyl methyltransferase 2
Exons: 4
Coding region: 155-1273 (372 amino acids)
Biological process (GO): methylation
Molecular function (GO): S-adenosylmethionine-dependent methyltransferase activity
Source: RefSeq, a predicted model, not a curated record